UCUUAUAUUUCAGCAUCACCAUGGGAGUCAAGAAGGAUCAAAUCGGAAUUGGUUGAAGCUCGCAUUCAAGUUACAAAUUUGGAAUCAAGAAUAACCCAGAUGCAGACUGUCCACAAGGAAACUUUACUCUUAUUCGAACAGGAAAAGAAGAGUCUACAACAAUCUCUUGAGAAAGAGAGAAGCAAGGCUGCUGAGGUAGAACAACGUUUAAAGAUACUGAAGAAACGUGAAAUGGAAACAAGAAAAGAAUUGAAUGAGCUGCAGUCAUCGAUGCGUCAAGAUAAUUCAAGCCUUGAAAAGAAAUGCCAAGCGCUGACUCAAGAAAACAUGCUUCUCAAGGAGAAAAUGAGUGAGGUAAACUUUGUAAGCGACGAGAAAACUUCUCAGACGGAAAAGAAAUUAAGUGUCGUUGAGAGCCAGCUGGAAGACCUGAAAGAGGAAUUGCUGAUGACGAAGAAGACAAUGGAGGAGAUGCAGGCCGAAUUGAAGCAGAAGAGAGCGGAUUGUCUCCUGUGGGAGGAAGAUAAGGCCAAACUCAGUACGCUAUCUAGGCGAGUUAGGGAUUUGGAAUACGAACAAGAAACGAACGACUCAGCUAUAAAAGCCGCCAAACUUCAACAGAAGAAAUUGAUGAAAAUGUACGAAUUGGAAAAAGAAGUGACCACAUUACGCGAAGAAAAUAGGACAACCAGACAAGCGAUCGGCAACAAACUGUACCUGGAGAACGUGGUGACGGAUCUGCGUGCACAGUUGGCCAUCCUGAAGGAGCGCGAACAGGAGGUGGUGAAGUUGACCGUGGAGAUGGGAGUAAUGCAGCAGCGGCAGCAGGAGUGGACAGAGUUAGCCAAGCACAUUCUGGGCGGACAGGCGGCCAGUCCCGUCGGUCUGCGUCAGUACAUCGAGACACUGCAACAGCGGCAGGCUCUGCUCACUUCCGACAAAACGCAUUUGGAGGCCAGGUUACGAGUGUUUGAGGAGAAACAAAAAGAAUCGGAAUCUGAAAUUGAAGCUUUGAGGUCUCAGAUUGCACAAAUGAAGAGUACCGCGGAACAGAGCAGUGCUGUGGUUCGACGAUUGAAACGACAACUUUCUCUCAUUAUUUGGGAAAGGAAUGACCUGCGUGAAAUGGUUGAUUCAUGCCAAAAAGAGUUCACGGUAACAACUAGCUCAGCACUGGACAUGCAGCAAAACAACAAAGUUGAAGCUCUAGAAAAGGUUAUUGAAGGCUAUAGGCAGCGUAUGGAGAAACUGGAAGCUGAUCCUAGUUUAGCGAUAGGAAAUGCGCCUGGAAUGAGAGACAGUUGCGGUGGUAGUCCUGCCAAUGCGGCAGAGUUGGAAAAGAUCAAAGCCGAACGAAACGCUCUUCAGCUGGAGAAGGAAGCUCUGUUGAAGAAGGUCGAUGAACUCUCCGAGCAAAUGGAGUACAGAGCGCUCAAAGGAGACUUCGAUAUUAGGCAGAACAAAAUAUUGCAUUUGAGAAUGAACCCAAUAUCAGAAGCCAUGUCCAGCCAUGAUUCAGACCUGGACACGUGUCGUGCCGAGAUUCUGAGACUGAAAGAGCGCAUUCGGCUCAUGCAAGAAGGAAAAACACUGGACAUCACUCACCAAGUAAACGAGCGAGUCGACUACAACACUGCCAAAGAAGUUGAAGAACUAAGAGAGAAACUGAAAUCGGUGGAACGACAAAACCAGAAGCUGUGUGAAAUGUUCAAGAUGACCGGGCAAGAGUUUCGAGAUGCCAUCAACAUGCUGCUCGGUUACAAGGUUGAUGCGCUCGCCAAUAAAAUGUACAGGCUCACCAAUGUCUACUCGGACGCCCCCGAUCAACAUCUUCUCUUCAAGCUAUCACAAUCAGGAGACAUGGAGCUGUUAGAGACACCAUUUUCGAACACACUGGGAGACCUGAUUGAUCAGCACCUCUACCAAGAAAAUUCAAUUCCAACGUUCCUUUCCUCCAUAACUCUCCUUCUGUUCCAGCGGCACACGCUCUGCAUAUCUGUUAUGCCUCAAAAUACCACCUAAAAUUUAGACAAUGCUCAUCAGUGUAUUCCCAAAAAAUAAUUUAUUUUUGUAGGCUUUUGAGUUUUAACCACGUAUUAUUAUUGUUUUAAAUUGAAGAGAUCAAGAGUGUAUGAAUAAGAAAAUGAUGAUAUAGUAUUGCAUGCGAAAGGGAUAUUGAAUGCUAAAAGUUGAGUUGCUUUGUAGAUACUAUAAACACGACAUUUUUUAUGUAAACUUAUUCUAUCAUUUCAUUAAUUUUUGGUAAUUAAUCAGUUUUCAUCUGGCAAUUUAAUGACUGUUUGACAAUUAUUCUGACAUUUACAAUAACUGUAAUAUUAAUUACAGUUGACAUGUAACAUGUAUCAUGAUUUUCUAGCGGUCUUUGAGCUUUGAUUUCCUUAUAGAAAGGAGAUAUCUUCUUCAAGAAGAAUGAAACAUGAUCUUAAAUCUAAAUAAAAUUUAGAGUAUCAUUGUGUCCUGAAAAGUUGCAAAAUGCCUUGAAAAUAUUAUUCCAGAAACUAUUGUUAUUAUUUUAAUUUAUAGAUAGUUACUAAAAAUAUACUAGGUUCAAAUAAAAUAUUUCUCAGUGACAAAAAGUGAAAAUGCUUUGAUGUUAAACGUCCUUUUACCGACUACACAUUUGUAAAGAAAUCCUUUAUGUACGGUACUAACUCAUUCGACUAACUAUGUACUAUUUAAUAAAUCUUUUUGAAAACUA
Molecule: messenger RNA, 2719 nt
Organism: Nilaparvata lugens (brown planthopper)
Lineage: Eukaryota; Metazoa; Arthropoda; Insecta; Hemiptera; Delphacidae
Gene: Mad1
Product: mitotic spindle assembly checkpoint protein MAD1
Exons: 11
Coding region: 100-2022 (640 amino acids)
Biological process (GO): mitotic spindle assembly checkpoint signaling; attachment of mitotic spindle microtubules to kinetochore
Cellular component (GO): nuclear envelope; mitotic spindle; kinetochore
Source: RefSeq, a predicted model, not a curated record